UCGGAGUGAUAAAGAAAACCAACUGGGACAGAAAUUACUCUUCAGUGGUGGUUUGCACUGAGAGGGGAAGAGAGUAAGCAGAGAUUCACAAGCAGCAAAACACCACUGGAGCUUAGCUUAUGCCUGAGACUCUCAGCUAACUCUUCUUUCCUGCAGACCUUCAAUCUUGCCAUGUCAGUGCAGCUCGUUGCCAGGUAGCCAGUAGCAAUUAAGAAAGCAACCCAUUUUCCAUUAUCAUCCCCAUUGUCAUUGCAAAAAAAUCUCACAUUAUAUUAUCUUCCUUUAUGGCAGCCUAUUACCAAGGAGUUUUCUUCUGCUCCAUGUGCUAAAUAAGUUUUACACAGCUGCCUGUGAUCACACAGCAGCUGAUGAGAUGCAGGGCUGAGUUUGUAAACAAACUCAGGUUUCAGCCAUCCUGCCUUUUUUCUACCUGAACAGCUGUCCCCCAAACUACUUCUCCAAGUCUGCCUGAUAACACAGCUGCCUCCUCCUGAGCAACUCCACCAGACACAUCUGGGGGGCCCGGGGGAUGUGCUGGAGCUGCACUACAGACUCAUUCUUGACCCCAGCAGUUCUCAAGACAGAGCAGACACAUACUGGAGUAUCCCUCACAUGUCAGUUAGACAGAGCUAUCAGCCUCCUUAGGUGAUAGUUACACUCUUUCCAUUCAUUUCUUACCCCCCUCCCUCCCUAAAAGGUUCGGAUACUUCACAUGAGAGCUCAGAAGCCCAGCAGGCACUGUGAAUUGUAGCUGUUUUGCAACAGGGACAAAAAGGAGCAGCUUGUUCUUUCCGGUCUGAGCUGAGAGUCUCAUGUUUCAGCUCCUCCUUCACAUUCCAGGCCUGCCCAGGCUCCUCUCCAAAAGCUUCAAAAAUGGACCCUCUCACAACUAGUUGUGCUCUGAAAUGCUCAGUGCCCAAAGCCAGGGUCUUUGUUGUCUUCCUGUCAAUGGUUUUGUGCACCACCAUUCUCUGCCUGCUGCAACUCAGGUUUUUUAAACCUAAAAUCAAAGAUUUUUAUUCUUUUGAAGUCAAGGAUUCACGAGGAAGGAUCAUUUCCUUGGAGAAGUACAGAGGGAAAGCAACUUUGGUUGUAAACGUGGCCAGUUACUGCCAAUACACAGACAAAAAUUACAUCGCACUGCAAGAGCUGCACAGAGAGUUUGGUCCCUCCCACUUCACUGUGCUGGCCUUCCCCUGCAACCAGUUCGGAGAAUCAGAGCCUAGCUCAAGCCAGGAAAUAGAAUCUUUUGCCAGAGGAAACUAUGGAGUAACAUUCCCUGUUUUCCACAAAAUCAAGAUCCUAGGAUCAGAAGCAGAUCCUGCCUUUAAAUUUCUAAUAGGUAAUUGUUUUCUUUUAUGUAUCAAGCUGCCUGUAACCAUGGUACUCUCAUUGAAUCCGGGCUGCAUAUUUUUGUCAGGCAACGUGGAGGACUGUGGAGAGACACAGGCACUCAGCAUGCAAUUACUCUCAUUUCAAUCUGGAUAUUCAAAAAUAUGGGCAAAAUAAUUGUAUCCUGAAAACAUCAGUUUCUCCUCACUGCUUAUAAAAACAGCCUACUCUGACCAGCCCAGCUAGAAGCAUCAAUUUUGUUAGAAAUGCUAGGGCUAGAAACACC
Ficedula albicollis (Collared flycatcher) is the source of this 1618-nucleotide messenger RNA. It is a transcript of the gene GPX8, whose product is annotated as glutathione peroxidase 8 (putative). Gene Ontology annotation, biological process: response to oxidative stress. The record is from RefSeq and is a predicted model, not a curated record. Gene Ontology annotation, molecular function: glutathione peroxidase activity. The coding region runs from base 874 to 1509 and encodes 211 amino acids. The transcript has 2 exons. Lineage: Eukaryota; Metazoa; Chordata; Aves; Passeriformes; Muscicapidae.